Messenger RNA from Cuscuta campestris, 2064 nucleotides. NCBI's taxonomy places the organism in Eukaryota, Viridiplantae, Streptophyta, Magnoliopsida, Solanales, Convolvulaceae. The record is from the annotation of a GenBank genome assembly.
CUUCGCCUUCUCAUUGUCAGUUAAAAACCGCCGCUGGACGCCAUCUCUUUCUUUCGCUUUCUUCAACAUGUCCGCAAUUCUGCUGCUACCCGACCCGCUCUUCUUCCUUUCCAGGUCAGUUCCUCUUCUCGCCGCCAUGAUUGUUUCAGAUUCCGAUUCGGCUACCCCAUCGUCCCAUUCUCGCCAAGCCGACCAAUCGGCCUCUGGCUGUAACCCCGGCCAUACUCAAUCACCCCAGCCGUCGCCGUCGGCCGUGUCUGGCCACAAACGGCGUCGAUUGAGGAAGCAAUUCCCUUCCUCAACCCCGGUAGAUGAGGGCUCAAGGGUUGAAUUGGACGAAAACAUCAUGGCGCUGUGCCAUUGCCAGAUUACUGACUGGGGGUUCGCCGAUGCUACUGACAUGGUUGGACCUUCCAUUGAAGUCCUGAGACCUACCAGCACCCAAACCGCCCUGGACGCUCCUUCGGGGUUCCUCACGGUCCAUCUGGCAUCUUUAAAGAAGGGGUUGCGCUUCCCACUCCACCCGUUGUUGGUCGAAUUCCUCAACGUGGUGGACCUUCUCCCGUGCCAGUUAGUUCCCAACUCUCACCGGUAUAUCGCCGGUUAUCUGGUUCGAUGGUGCCCUUCCUUCCGCCGCGUCCCAUGCCCCCCACCUGAUGCCACCCUUGUAUCCAUCACUCGCCAAGUCUGCAACAAGGGAGUUCUGAGCAUCAAGGAGGUGGUGACAGAGGAAACCCUUACCGGGUUGGGAUUCGAGUUCGCCCAGGAUGAGCUUCGUCACCAACCCGAUCUGCUGAGGGACAUUCCCGGGGGGCAUCACCCUGACCAGCUAAAGGACAUUCCUGAGGAAGGUCUUGACUGUGGUCCUUUUGGAGAAGAGAUGGAUGGCGAACUCCUACUCAAUCGCUUCACCGCAAGGAGGAAGACGAAGAGAGAGGCGAAGAGCCAAGGCAAGCGCUCUUCCUCCCACCGAGAAGAGAGUCCUCCCCGGGAGCCAGCUGUGAUUGUGGUGGAGGACCAAAAUGAGGCUGCCCUGGAAGUGGAGGACCAAGCUCGUAUCUCAGCGGGUUCUGAGGACGACCUUGACAACAUGGUCCUCUUGAGACUUAGUCAGGAAACGGGGUCGUUAAGCCGCCUCGGACGAAGCGAUGAAGGCAGCCGAGGCCAAGCAGACGGAGUUGCAAGAAGAGGUCGUUGUGCCGCCCUUGAGAUGGAGAAAGCUUCCCAAGAGGACCGCUGCGUCGCCCUUGAGGCAGACAAGGCCUUAUUAUCCUCUGAGGUGGAAUCUGUCUCUGCUCGUGUGGUCGAGCUGGAAGGGGAGAAGUCUGACCUGAUCCAGCAGUUGGAGAGGGAGAGGAGCGACCGGGUCCGCCACGCAGAGGAAGCGGUAGAAUCCUUCAAGUCCUCUCCUGAUUUCACGAUGGUCGCGAUGGAGCGGAUGGACAAGCUAACAGCUGCUUGGCUCCAAACUGAACCUGGGGCUCAAUGGAUGGUCAAGGAAGGGACCAAGUCCUUCAACUGCGGACUCUUUCGCGCCCAACAAGUCUUCCCGACCUUGGCUUCCCCCCUCCCUGCCGCUCCUUGGCCGAGUUCGACACCAGUCCUUACUUGGACGGAGGGAGCUCGAGCGCCUCUUAAGGAGAAGAAGAAGAAGGAGAAGAAGAUGGUCCAGGCGACCAGAAUCCGGGGGCUAGCUUAGCCACGCCCAAGGCGGGUGGAAACCCCAUCUCGAGCGUUUAACCCCCCUUACUGUCCUCUUUCAGUUUGUUAGACACUUGUAAUUUUUCCUUCGGAAUGACUUGUCAUUUUCACACAAUGCUCCCAUGUUAUUUGACUUGCUGGAUUCACCAUGUGCCUUCCUUUUUCAGCAUCUUACUUCAGCACUCUCUUCUUUAGUUUAGCUAAUUUACAUGUAUGUUUUAGUUUGGGCCCAACUUCUAAUCCCGGCCCGAUUAUCUGACCAGGCCCAAUCUCAGGAUUGGCCAGCGUGCCGCCCAACUAACCCAAUGCCCCUUUCAGUCUCUAAUUGGACCUUCGCGCGGCUCGACGCUACUUUAUCGGUUC